AUGGAUACCAGAAGUGUCAUCAAAGCAUCUGGCUUCCUUAUCCUGACAACCAUCAGCAUUCCUGCCAACCUGUUCGUCUGCUUUGCCUUCCUGCACAAUCGUUUUACUGAGGCCAAGCUCCUACCAGCUGACAUCAUUCUUUGCCACCUCGCCUUUGCCAACCUCAUGGUAUCAUUCACCCGCAGCAUCCCACAGAUAUUGUCUGCCCUGGGCUAUGUGAACCUCUUUGAUGACGUUGGUUGUAAAGUUACCAUCCUUUGCUUCCGUGCUUUCCGGGGCCUCUCCAUUAGCCUUACUUGUCUGCUUUGUGUCUACCAGGCCGUAGUCAUCUCACCUGCCACCUCCCUACUUUCCCCACUGAAGAUAAGAAUCUCCCAGUAUUUGCUAUAUAUCAUCUUAUUUCUGUAUCUUCUUUACUACUCUUCAAGCAUUACAGCAAUUUUUAAUGGUGUUGCAAGCCUUGCUAACAACUCUAUUCUACUAUACACAUAUAAUUUAGACUAUUGCUUCAUGUCAUUUAAAGACUAUUCUACUUAUAUUUUCGUAGGGCUUGGGAUCAUGUCCAGAGACCUUGUGUUCAUAUUGCUAAUGACCAUCAUGAGUAGCUACAUACUAAGACUUCUGUACAAUCAUGGUCAAAAGUUAAAGGAUAUUCGUGGCUCAGACAACAGCCAAAAGGGAGAGAGAGCAGAGACCAAAGCUUCGAGGGCAGUGGUCACCUUGGUCAUUUUAUAUGUUGUCUUCUUUGGCGUUGACAACAUCAUCUGGCUGUAUUCCCUGACGAUCUUGAGGGUGGCAGCUCUUGUAUCUGACAUACGGAUCUUCUUUGCAACUCUUUACACUUCAGUAUGUCCCAUUGUGAUUAUCACCACUAAUCCAAAAGUCCAAAAGAAAUUAAAACUGGCAAAAACAAAGAGAGAAGUCCAGACCACAAGGACCUGUACACAUACGGUGUGA
Polypterus senegalus (gray bichir) is the source of this 957-nucleotide messenger RNA. Its product is annotated as olfactory receptor class A-like protein 1. The transcript has a single exon. Bases 1 to 957 code for a protein of 318 amino acids. Lineage: Eukaryota; Metazoa; Chordata; Cladistia; Polypteriformes; Polypteridae. The record is from RefSeq and is a predicted model, not a curated record. Gene Ontology annotation, cellular component: membrane. Gene Ontology annotation, biological process: G protein-coupled receptor signaling pathway. Gene Ontology annotation, molecular function: pheromone receptor activity.